UGUCAAAAAUUGACAACGACAACGUCUUUCCUUCUCCCGGCACGUGUUUCUUAAGUGAAAGCGUGGUGUUUGCCUGAUGUAAAUAUCACGAAUAGUUAAGUAUUUUAAAUAAAACUUAUGCUUUUAUCAUAAACAAUCAGGAAACCACGUGGCAUGCAUUAAGAUGGGACGUAAAGCAAAAUUCGACGAAACCAAGAAAGUUAAGAAAGGACCGGGUAGGAAAGCCCGUAAACAGCCCGAUCCAAUUUUUAGAAAAGAGCUUCUUGAAGAUGAAAGUGAGACAAAGAAAUUGAGUCACAGACAAAAGCAGAGAGUAGCCCGACGGUUAAAGAAAAAAGCUCAAUUAGUUGAAAAAAAGAAAGCUGCUAAACAAGCAAAGAAGAAUGUUAACCAGGAUGAGAAAAAAGAAAUGAGUGAAGAUGACAUUUCUAAUGAUGAAGAAGUCAAAGGAGGCUUUACUGAUGAAAAUAAAGAAUGGUUAAAAUUAAAGAAACCUACUAAAACAAAGAGUAAAGUGGAAAAACCAGUCAGUGAGAGUGAUGAAGAGUCUGGCUCUGAACUUGAUUCUGGUUCUGGUAAAGAAGACAGUGAUGAUAAUGAAGAAGUUGAAGAAGACAAUGAAAAAGAAUCCGGUGGCAAAGAAAACUAUAAGGUUGGAAAACUGGAUGAUUUAUUUGAAGAUUCUGACAAUGAGAAUGCUGGUGAAAAUGGCUUAGAAAGUGAUGAUGACGCACCAAAGAUGGCUUAUGACUCUGAUUCCAGUGAAGGGGAUGGUAAAGAUGGUGAUGACAAAGAGGAUGAUGAUAUGUUGCCAAUUGAAAAAGCUAAUUUGAAACUCAAAAAGAAGCAAAAGUUAAACCAGAAAUUAGCUGAUGAAGAAAUGCAACUGAACAUUGCCAAACAAGAUGUCUUUGCAUUUCCCACAGAGGAGGAAUUGCAAAAUCCAACCAGUCUACAAGAUAUACAUCAAAGAAUUAAGGAUAUAGUUACUGUGUUGGGUGACUUUAACCGUUUGAAGCAGGAAGGCAAGUCUCGGUGUGAAUACACUGAGUUGCUUCUGAAAGAUUUAUGUACGUAUUACAGCUAUAAUGAGUUUUUAAUGGAAAUUCUCAUGCAAAUAUUCCCAGUACAAGAACUUGUGGAAUUUUUAGAAGCAAGUGAAAUGUCGAGACCUGUUACUAUACGUACUAAUAGUCUUAAAACAAGAAGACGAGAUUUGGCACAGGCAUUAAUCAACAGAGGUGUCAAUUUGGACCCUGUUGGUAAAUGGAGUAAAGUGGGCUUAGUAAUAUACAGUUCAACGGUUCCUAUCGGUGCAACUCCUGAAUAUUUAGCUGGUCAUUAUAUACUUCAAGGAGCUUCAAGUUUCUUGCCCGUUAUGGCACUUGCACCACAAGAAAAUGAAAGGAUUUUAGACAUGUGUGCAGCACCAGGUGGCAAAGCAUCACAUAUUGCGGCGAUCAUGAAAAAUACCGGAGCCUUAUUCGCAAAUGAUGCAAAUAAAGAUCGCACGAAAGCUGUUGUAGGAAACUUUCACAGAUUGGGUGUUGUGAAUGCCGUAGUUUGUAACUAUGAUGGACGGCAAUUCCCUAAUGUAAUAAAAGGCUUUGAUAGGGUUUUGUUGGAUGCUCCGUGUACAGGGACAGGUGUUAUCGCUAAAGAUCCCAGUGUGAAAACAACAAAAGAUCAGAAAGAUAUUCAAAGAUGUUUUAAUCUUCAAAGACAGUUGUUAUUAGCCGCUAUAGACUGUUGCAAUGCUAAAUCAAGUACAGGGGGAUACAUAGUGUACUCGACAUGUUCCAUUUUACCCGAAGAAAAUGAAUGGGUGGUAAAUCAUGCUUUGAAACGACGUAAUGUUAAAUUAGUACCGACCGGUUUAGAUUUUGGAACUGAGGGUUUCGUGAAAUAUAGACAUCAUAGGUUCCAUCCAUCAUUGAAAUUGACGAGAAGAUUCUAUCCGCAUACACAUAAUAUGGAUGGAUUUUUCGUUGCAAAGCUCAAAAAGUUCUCUAAUGUCAUUCCGGAACCAUUUAAAGAUGAAGAUGAUGAAGAAGAAGUGGAUGGUGAGAAAGUCGCUACAGAGAAUGGUGAUGCAAGUACAUCGGAAGAAAAAGAGGAUCAAACCAAUAAAACUAAUGGUCCAAUGAAAAGGCCGGCACCAACAGAUACAAAAGAGCCACAGAAAAAGAAAAAAGCUAAGGAAGACAAAAGUGAUGAAAUAGAAGAAAAAGCAGAAGUUAGUGUUGAGGGAAAGAAAAAGAAAAACAAGAAAAAUAAACAAAAAGGCACGGCAAAUGAAGCACAAGAAAAAACGUCAAAUGUUAACGAAAAUUUAAAUAUUGAUAAAACGGAUGAAACAGGAAAAGCCCAGAAUGAAAAACAACAAAAUUUGUCAAAAGAUUCCACAAAUUCUGGUAACACACAAAGUCCUAAAAAGAAAGGUAAGAAAAAUAAAAAGAACAAAAAUAAAAAACCCAAUCCUACUGUAGUUAGUAAGAACGAACAAAAUGUUACUGAAAAAGUACAGUUGGAAGUUUCAAAGAAGUUGAAAAAUAAAAUGAAGAAAAAGAAAAAAAUCGGACAAAUCAAUAACAAAAACAAGAAUAAAGAAACAAAGUCUGCAAAUGAAAGUGUUAAAUUCUAG
Papilio xuthus (Asian swallowtail) is the source of this 2644-nucleotide messenger RNA. RefSeq names its product 25S rRNA (cytosine-C(5))-methyltransferase nop2. The transcript has 7 exons. Gene Ontology annotation, molecular function: rRNA (cytosine-C5-)-methyltransferase activity; RNA binding. Gene Ontology annotation, biological process: maturation of LSU-rRNA; rRNA base methylation. Gene Ontology annotation, cellular component: nucleolus. NCBI's taxonomy places the organism in Eukaryota, Metazoa, Arthropoda, Insecta, Lepidoptera, Papilionidae. Bases 164 to 2644 code for a protein of 826 amino acids. The record is from RefSeq and is a predicted model, not a curated record.